Drosophila takahashii is the source of this 1325-nucleotide messenger RNA. Its product is annotated as galactose mutarotase. The record is from RefSeq and is a predicted model, not a curated record. NCBI's taxonomy places the organism in Eukaryota, Metazoa, Arthropoda, Insecta, Diptera, Drosophilidae. Gene Ontology annotation, molecular function: carbohydrate binding; aldose 1-epimerase activity. Gene Ontology annotation, biological process: glucose metabolic process; beta-D-galactose catabolic process via UDP-galactose, Leloir pathway.
AAUUCUCAAAUACAAAAGUCGCCCCAGCAACGCGGUCUAAAUUUUAGUUAUCUCCCUCUAGGCAUUUGGCAAAAUCUCACCAGUUCCGGCAGCCCCGCAGGCACGACAGGAUGGUGCGAGUGAUCGAGGACAUGUUCGGCAUCGCCGUCAACCCGAUGACCCAGAAGACGGACCGGGUGCGGCGCUUCACGCUGAGCACGGAGCGCGGCAUGUCGGUGUCGAUCCUGACGUUGGGCGCCAUUAUACAGUCGCUGAAGGUGCCAGACUUCAACGGCAAGCUGGAGGAUGUGUGCCUGGGCUACGAUGACGUGGCAGGAUACUACCGGAACCAGCCAAGCUACUUCGGGGCCACAAUCGGCCGAGUGGCCAACCGGAUAGCCCAAGGGCGCUUCAAGCUCUGCGGCAAGGAGGUGUGUGUGAGCCGGAAUGUGCGGGACCGGAACCACCAGAACGGCGGGUUCGUGGGCUUCGACAGCGUCAUCUGGGAUGUGGUGGGGGUGCACAAGGAUGGGGUCACCUUGCAGCAUUGCUCGCCCGACGGACACGAGGGUUAUCCCGGCGAGCUGACCACCAACAUUAACUUUUCGCUGAACGAGACGGGCUGCUUUGGGAUGCGCAUCGAGGCGCGUACGAAAGCCACCACGGCGGUGAACAUCUCGAACCACAGCUACUUCAACCUCGCCGGCCAGGGGGCAGGCCGGGAUGCGCUCUACCAGCACAUGCUGAUGAUCAAGGCCCAGAAGAUCGUGGACGUGGACCAGGAGCUCCUGCCCACCGGAAAGCUGAUGCGAGUGCGCACAACUCCGUACGACUUCUCCAGCCUGGUCAGUCUGGGCAAGCGGCUCAACCAGGUGGCCUCCUGCCCGCUGGGCGGCUUCGACAACAACUUCUGCGUGGAUGUCCCGCCCAACCGGGUCCAGUUGGUGGCCCGGGUGGUGCAUCCGUGCAGCGGCCGGUUCAUGGAGGUGCACACCAAUCAGCCGGGUCUGCAGUUCAGCACGGCCAACAAUCUGCCGGACGAGGACUGCGGGGACAUCCCCAACGUAGGCAAGGACGGGGCCCACUACGUCCGCCAAGGGGCCUUUAGCCUGCAGACUCAGAAGUAUCCGGACGCCAUGAACCACUGCGACUUUCCGCCGAUCGUGCUCAACCCCGGCCAGCUUUACGACCACCAGGUGGUCUAUCGUUUUGGCGCCUGUCCAAAGCGCGUUUAGUGGAAGCACCUGAAGAAUGAGCGGGAAGAGAAGACCAGCACACUCCCUACAUUAAGCCAUUUCAAAUUUAUAGAUAUCCUUUCAAAAUGUAAAUCUUUUACCUAUUCAUAA